Hyaena hyaena (striped hyena) is the source of this 1803-nucleotide messenger RNA. It is a transcript of the gene ADM5, whose product is annotated as adrenomedullin 5 (putative). Bases 1208 to 1567 code for a protein of 119 amino acids. NCBI's taxonomy places the organism in Eukaryota, Metazoa, Chordata, Mammalia, Carnivora, Hyaenidae. The record is from RefSeq and is a predicted model, not a curated record. The transcript is spliced from 2 exons. Gene Ontology annotation, biological process: regulation of systemic arterial blood pressure; positive regulation of heart rate; adenylate cyclase-activating G protein-coupled receptor signaling pathway.
UGCUUCUCGGGGUCUCUGCUCCCCACACCCCUCUGCCAAGGUCUCUUUCCCCCCAUCCCUCUCUCCUGGCCUGUGUCGUCUCCCAUCCCCCUCACUCAUGCCCCCUGAGGCCCCAUGGCCACUUUUUCCCCCUUUGGGCAGGGCUCCUGCUCUGCUGCCCAGCUGGGCUGGGGGAGGGGCGGGGUGUGGGUUCCCAGCACAGCUGGGCCCUUAAGUUUCCCAGAAAGCCAUCUUCCCCCGCCUCCCCCCCCAGCGCACACAUUGUUCCUCUGGCUGUUUUUUCCUGUCCAGGACCCUCCAAGGCCAGGCGGGGGCUGACUGGCAGGGACUGCCGCCUGGCCUGCUGCAGCUGGGGAAACUGAGUCUUGGGGGAGUUGUUAGGGGAUAGAACUCCUUGUGUGUGUGGGGGGGUGUCUGCUUCCAUCCCCAGCCUAGCUUGGAACUUGGAGGUGGGGGACGAGGGAAGGGUCCCACCUUAGAGCCGCAGGGCCUCCCGACUCCCCUCUUUAUGGAGAUGGUGUCAGAGGUAGACUAACCUCAGCUCCCCAGGGACCUCUGUCCUGCGGCCGCUGCGGGCGCGGGAUCCACAGCGGGCCCUUUUCCAUGGCCUUGUGCACAGAGCCCCCCGGUUCCCAGGAUGCUGACCCAGGAGCUGGGUCCCCUAAGCCACCAGGACUUUCCUUUUCAUGCCUGGCUGACAGGGCUUCAGUACAGCUGAGGCCUGGGCUGCGUGGCUCUUCACACCGGUCUACACUUACUCCCCUUCCUGGAUGGUGUCUACAGGCUAGGCUAGCGCCCAGACUCCCUCUGUCUACACCCCCCGGGAGGCUGCAGGUGCCUCGCAUCGCCCUACCCACAAAGCCUGGCCCUUGAGACCACAGGGUCCCUGACGCGGUUGAGGUCGCAGAAGCCCAGCGCCUCCCUGCCCCCACCCCUUUCCUGGAAGCCCUAAGCUGUCGCCACUGGCAGGUGUCAGCUGCCCCGCCCCUCUUCCCUCCCCCUUAAAGGGGUCGCUCUCCGGAGGCCUCCCGGGGUCAGAGCACUGCUACGUGACCAGCACACCCGUGGGAGCUCCUAGGCCAAGGAGUAGGACUCGGGGAUCCAGGUUCUAAGCUUUCUCUCCUGGCGUUGUGUGGCCUCCCGGACUCGGCCUCAGUUUUCCCCGCCGGGGAAGUGGGGGCUGGCGCUAAAGCAGGCUGCUUCACCCAUGGGUUUCAGGGACCACACCCGGCCCCACCCCACGAUGACUUCCCACAUCGUCCUGUGGCUUCUCGCCGCCUCCAUCCUGGCGGACCCGGACUCUGCGGGCAGACGGCCCCUGCACCAGGUCGCCCAGAACCGCAGGCGCCUCUGUUCCCUGGGCACAUGCCAGACGCACCGCCUGCCGGAGAUUAUAUACUGGCUCCGCUCUGCCUCCACCAAAGAGCUCUCAGGGAAGGCCGGCCGUGAGCCCCAGGACCCCCACAGCUACGGGCGCCGCCGUAGGCGCGAGGCCAGAGUCCUGCUCCAUCUCCUUGACCCUGGCCCGAAGGAAAGAGGCCAGCGCAGCGCCCAGCUUGCUGGGUGACGUCGGACACGUCCCUGUUCCUCCCCUGGCCUCAGUUUGCCCAUCUGUGUACUGGGGCCACGACCCCAAGUUUCUUUUCCUCUCGCUCCAUUGUGAGGGGGCUCAUUCAAAAACCGGGCUCGUUCAAACACUGCCUUCCCCCAUCUGUGGCUGGGCUGGACCCAGGUGCACACCGGACCUAACAUGUACAAAGAAUGCUACCGUCCAGAGCCUAAUAAAACGAGUUUCCCGUUUCA